CAGACACUGAGACUUUAACUGUAACACACAGCCUCUUACACACAGGAUCUGACCACAGAUCAGACCCAGAGAGACUGGGGCUGGGGAAACUGGGCUGUCCUCAUGCUCCCGGCUCAGAGUGUUUACCGGUAUUUCACCAGAGCCAGUGGAUGGUUUAUUCCCGUGGUGAUGGUGACACAUUACACUCUGGCGGUGAUGAUCCGUCUUGUUCUUACGCUACAGAGAUGGACCCUGGCAACAUAUCCUUGGGUUUAGAGACACAGACUGAUCUGUCUAGAGGGGACUGGAACCGGUACAGUAGUAGUGUAUAUUCUGAAGGGUCCAUAGAAAGAAAUAAGAAAGGGGAGGGUCUGGUCGUAGAUGAGGUCACUGUGAAAGUGGAGGGUGACUCUCCUCUGACAUGGAAUGCAGACGAGACUCACUUAGGAAAAGGACACUUGCAGGGCAACACCAGUGACUUCUUAGACUACAGGGAAAGCUUAGAGACAAAUCUAAAUGUCACGACCCACUCAACUUUACACACGUUCAAGGAUCGCGACCCAGUGUCCACGUUGAUGGGGCCUUCCGAUUCACACGGCUGUGUCGUUUUCGAUCAGGUAUUGAACUCAAACGACAGGGCUAGAGCCCAGACUCAGGGAGGGAGAGCAACAUCGGGCAAUAGUAAAGAGAAACGGUUCCUCUGCAUGUUCUGUAACAAAGGCUUCAGCUGCCUCCAGAAGGUAGAGAUCCAUCAGAGGAUCCACACAGGGGUGAAACCCUACAGCUGUACCCAGUGUCACAUGCGCUUCGCCCAGGCUAGCACCCUGAAGAGGCACCAGAGGGUCCACACAGGGGUGAAACCCUUCAGCUGUACCCAGUGUCACAUGCGCUUCGCUCAGGCUGGUGACCUGAAGAGGCAUCAGAGGGUCCACACAGGAGAGAGGCCGUUCGCCUGUACUCACUGCGGGAAGAGGUUCUCAGAGAGGAGAUACCUCAAGAUACACCAGCAGAAAAAACAUUAGACUCUAUAACAUAGAAAGUCACCAUUCCACUCGAUAGCUUCUGACGUUUAUAAUAAAGUCAGAUACAUUUUUAUUGUCAGAUGAAAAAAUCCACAGAUGCAUUUGGAAUAACGAGAGUAACAGAUUUCAGUGUUGGAUAUUCCUGGGUAGAAUGUUGCAUCCAGACAUUGUGUGAUAUACAAUGCCUUCAGAAAGUAUUCACAUUACUUGACUUUCUCCAAAUUUUGUUGUGUUACAGCCUGAAUUUAAAAUGGAUUAAAUUGAGAUUUUGUGGCACUGGCCUACACACAAUACACCAUAAUGUCAAAGUGGAAUUAUGUUUUUGAAUUUUUUACAAAUUAAUAAAUGAAAAGCUGGAAGUUCUUGAAUUAAUAAGUAUUCCACCCCUUUGUUAUGACAAGCCUAAUAAGUUCAGGAGUAAAAAUCUGCUUAACAAAUCACAUAAGUUGCAUGGAGUCACUGUGUGCAAUAAUAGUGUUUAACAUUUAAAAAAUUACGACUACCUCAUCUCUGUACCCCACACAUGUACAAUUAUCUGCAAGGUCCCUUAUAUGAGCAGUGAAUUUAAAGAACCGAUUCAAGUGUUGUUGGAAUAAGUAUAUACACAAAUGUACAGUGUAAAUGUUUGAGGUCCUGCAAUCAGGGAUGGGGAUGGAAUUACUGUAUGUUUUGCCUUGCCAGCAUCUCGGGCCAGUGAGUGCGAACGCACCCUCUGGGAGCGGCCAUUUGUGUUGUCUGUAUUGUUGUUUUAAAUAAAAAAAGGAAAACAUAU
Salvelinus namaycush (lake trout) is the source of this 1773-nucleotide messenger RNA. RefSeq names its product oocyte zinc finger protein XlCOF20-like. Gene Ontology annotation, molecular function: DNA-binding transcription factor activity; RNA polymerase II cis-regulatory region sequence-specific DNA binding. The record is from RefSeq and is a predicted model, not a curated record. The coding region runs from base 150 to 1001 and encodes 283 amino acids. The transcript has a single exon. Gene Ontology annotation, biological process: regulation of transcription by RNA polymerase II. Lineage: Eukaryota; Metazoa; Chordata; Actinopteri; Salmoniformes; Salmonidae.